Populus trichocarpa (black cottonwood) is the source of this 1586-nucleotide messenger RNA. RefSeq names its product ethylene-responsive transcription factor ERN1. NCBI's taxonomy places the organism in Eukaryota, Viridiplantae, Streptophyta, Magnoliopsida, Malpighiales, Salicaceae. Gene Ontology annotation, biological process: regulation of DNA-templated transcription. The coding region runs from base 131 to 1333 and encodes 400 amino acids. Gene Ontology annotation, molecular function: DNA-binding transcription factor activity; DNA binding. The transcript has a single exon. The record is from RefSeq and is a predicted model, not a curated record.
UUUGACAGGAUCUUCAAGAACCUCGUAUAAAUGCCACUUGACCAGCCAACACAACAUACCCAGAGCAAUAAACAUAGCUUCCAACAACACAAAAGAGAAUAUAAAGAACUUAGUGCUCAUAAAUAAAGAUAUGGCUAGGAAGAGAAAGGUCAGUGAAAGUGUUGAGGACAAGAACUCUAGUGAAGGAACCAUGGCUUGGGAUGAGAUGGUCAAGGAAGCUGCAGCAGCAGCAGCACUAGGAGGAGCUAGGAGAGCUAGAAAGAGAUUUGUUGGUGUUCGACAAAGGCCAUCAGGUAGAUGGGUGGCUGAGAUUAAGGAUACCAUACAAAAAAUAAGGGUGUGGUUAGGCACCUUUGAUACUGCUGAGGAAGCAGCAAGAGCCUAUGAUGAAGCUGCUUGCUUGCUUCGCGGUGCUAAUACAAGAACUAACUUCUGGCCUUGUUCUCCAACUUCUUCAACAACUCCAGCUCUUCCCUCAAAGAUUACUAACCUUCUCCUCCAAAGGCUUAAAGCAAGAAACAACUCUUGUGAUCCUUCCAAAACCUCUCAGCCCCACAAUCUGCAGCAAAAACUAGUGGAGGAAUAUAGAGAACCAGCAACCGAUUUCUCAGACACCCAAUUCACUGAUUUCCUCGACCAUCCAGACGAUUACCCCGUGUGCAACGACGACACCAUUAACACUAAUGCUAGUGCAUUUGAUUGCACGACAAAAAGUCUUGGGCCAUGCUUAACAGAGAAAGAAGAUAGCGGGGGGAAAGAAUGGGACUUCGACUAUAGCUGGAGUGAUGUAGCGCAGUCAUCUAGUGGUGAUGGUAACAACUUGGGAGGUGAAGCAGAAGAAGAUGGAGAGGAAGAGGAAGAAGGGAACGACAUAGGAGCUUUGGAUUUCCAUUUUUUUGAUGAUGUUGGAUCUCCUUUUUACUACUCUCCUUUUGAGAUUGCUGAAGAUAUUGAGGAGCCAGUGGAGCCUGAGUGCUAUGGAGAUGAGCCUUCUAUGCUUAAAGCAGCCAUGAAGAGAAUGAAAUAUGAGAGGAAGUUCUCAGCUUCUCUUUAUGCUUUUAAUGGAAUCCCUGAAUGCUUAAAGUUGAAGCUUGGAUCAGGAAAUGCCAAGGGAAAAGGACGUUCAGAUCAAUUAACCGAACUUCGAAAUGCAUGUAACGGUAGAAAGGAGGGGAAUAGAGCAGAAGAAGAAAGCUUGGAAGUGAUGCAGAAACAGGAUGAUUACUUACAAAGCUCAACGGAAAUGGGAUCUUCUUCCUCUUCUUUGAUUAAUGAUGGUGAAUUGUCACUUUGGAACAAUCUUGAUCUACCGCCAAUCUGCUUCAUAAACUAAUUGACAGAGGAUCUUCCUUUCAUAUGCAUUUCACGCUCCAAUAUAUUAACCAUCCCACAUUCCAUUUUUCACAAUUGCUGAACUUUAGAUUUUUGUUGACAUGUAAUAUUAGCUUUCUAGCCAACAACAGAAAGCACCUUUUAAUCUUGUAUCAAGUUCAGAAGUCAUGAACUGUUGAAGAAAAUUCAGAUGUAUAGAGCUAUGAAGCAUUUGAGGCUUGAUUGAAUCAUUUGGACAGCAAACAAAAAAAGAA